Messenger RNA from Habropoda laboriosa, 5936 nucleotides. It is a transcript of the gene Root, whose product is annotated as rootletin. The transcript is spliced from 26 exons. The coding region runs from base 6 to 5936 and encodes 1976 amino acids. The record is from RefSeq and is a predicted model, not a curated record. NCBI's taxonomy places the organism in Eukaryota, Metazoa, Arthropoda, Insecta, Hymenoptera, Apidae.
UCAAGAUGUCACGGCCGUUGUCCAAAGGUAUUUCACAAUUAUCGAGAGGACAGAUGGAAAGGCGGCGACCACCGUUUCUCAGAGGCCCCAGUAAGACGAAAGAGGUAGACAAAAGUACAGGUAGUAAAAUGGAUUCCACAAGCAGUAUAAUUAGUGGAACAGGAGAUCGUUUAAGCGAGGAGGAUCUUUCCCCAGAUGCAUUGGUCAAGCAAAAUUUUGAACUACGACACCGGCUUGAAGAAGAGGCUGCCAACUACAAGAGACGUCUGGAUACAUAUAGACAAGCACAACAACAUCAAGCUGCACUUGUUUCGCGUUUACAAGCCAAAGUAUUACAAUAUAAGCAAAGAUGUUCAGAACUUGAAAAUCAAAUGGCAGAAACUACUACAUAUGAUUCUAAUAAAGUUACAAGUUCUGUAACAACUUCCCAACUUCCUUCAACAUCUGCCCUAGAUGCAGCCCAUCAAAUGUUAAGGGAAAUACGUGAAGAACAGAUUCACGAUUUAGACACUGCUUUAAAAAAGCUUGCAGAAGAAAGAAAAAGAUGUGAAAAACUGCUACAAUUAAACACCACCUUGAAAGAUCAACUAGAAGAAUCUCAUCAAACAAAUGAAGCACUUACAAAUGACCUGCAAAAAUUAAGCAAUGAUUGGGAUAUUUUAAGAGAAGAAUUAGCCAUCAAAGAAGAAGAGUGGAGGGAAGAGGAGCAAGCUUUCAAUGAAUACUAUACUUCAGAACAUAAUAGAUUAUUAAACCUUUGGCGCGAUGUUGUUUCUGUAAAACGAUUAUUUGCGGAGAUAAAAUCUAGCACAGAGAGAGACUUGUUGAAAAUGAAAAACAGCAUAAUUUCUACUUUCAAUGACGUUUCUUCGGCCUGUAACAAUACAGGAUUUGCUAUGAGAAUGCAAGCAGCUAUGCAACCAGUGUUAUCCCAUCAAGUUCAACAGGUACAGGAACAAGUAGCAACAGAUUUGAAAACAGAGUUAACAGCGGUUAAACAACAGUACGACGUAGCUCAAAAUGAAAUUCGCAUAAAAGAAGAUAAAAUUAAUCAACUCAUUCGUGAUGUUCAUACUUUGGAAGAAAGAUGUGGGGAGGCUGAAACAGAAGUGCACCGCAAUUCACGUUUACAAGACGACAUAGAAAUUUUACAAUCUGCAUUGAGAGACAUAGCGCAUGCUGUAAUCCAAGAUGCGGAGAACCGCGAAAUCGAAUCUAAUCAAGCGCCUCCUCAUCUUCAUCUAACACCCACUGGACCAAUCCCUCAGAGAUCACCGAAAAGAGGUACAAGAAGCAACACCAUUCCAGCCUUUGCUGAAAGUACUAUUAGUGCUGUGCAAGCAGCCCUACAUAAGUAUCAGUUGACUAUACACGAGCUUCAGGUGAAAUUACAAACUAAUAAAGAACAAUUGCAAUCAACUCGAAAGCAAUGCGAAAGCGCAGAAGAAAAUGUUAAAAGUUUAGAGAAAAGGGCAGAAGAACUGAUCACUGAACUAGACGCAGUGCGAUCACACUGCUCGCAACUUAUUCAAGAGAAAGACAUGUUACAAAAAGGUCUGGAUACUGUAAGGAUAGAAAAAAAUGCACUUGACAAAAGCAGAGUGGAAAUUAACAGUAUGAUGGAGAACCUAAACAGUGACUGUGAAAAGUUACAAAAAGCAAACAACAAGUUACAAAAACUUUGUGAUAACUUGGAAGAUGAAAAAUUAUAUCUUCAAACUGAACUCAAUAGAUUGUCCAAAGAUGUAGAAUUGCGGGAACUAAAUCUCCGCUCCGAAGAAGAUAGAUGCAGUAAAAUGAGAGAGGAGUUGCUAACUUUACGGGAAGAAUUGAACAAAGCGUAUCUUACGAAAGAUAUGUUGGAACAGCAAAAGCUAGAAACAGAUGGAUUAAUUUCACAAAUCGAGAAAAGUAAAGGUGACUUGGAACUAGAAUUGGAACGUGUACUAUUAGAAAAAUCAGAUGUGCAAGAAGUUUUAAUGAAAUUAGAAACAGUUUGUGGUAGUCACGAGCAAGAAAAACAACGAUUGCAAGAGGAACUAAAAAAGGUAACAGAAGAAAAGAAUAAAUUAGCAAGUCAAUGCACAGAUCAACAAGGCGAUUUGGGUUCUUUAAGGAAAGAAUUGCUUCAAGCGGAGCAAACAAGACUCGAUUUGGAAUCAGAAAAAGUAACAUUGAACGAAAAAGUAAAAUUCCUGGAAAUUGAAAAGGAAAAGGUCGAGAUAGAGUUAGCGCAAAUUACGCGCGAGCGUGGAGAUUUAAGUAACCAGUUGUCAGUUUUAGCACGAAAGAAAGAAACGUUAAAUGAAGAAUUAAUGAGAAUGAGACAGAGACUGGAACAGGCGAACGAAAUGAACGGAAGAAUAAAUCGAAGUCUGGAAGACCUUGUGAAAGACAACGAAGAGAAACAAGUUCUUCUGGAAAGCAAUGAGAAAGAAGUACAACGACUGCAAGAGCAACUUGCGUCGAUGCGCAGUGAGAAAGAGACCUUAGAAGGUGUCUUAUUCGAUACACAAACUAAUUUAGAAAAUAUGCACGUGAAAAAAACGCUGUUAGAAAAGGAACAAAAAGAGCUGUUGAUAAAACAAGAGAGCCUGAAAGGACAAGUGGAAAGACUAUUAAAGGAAUUGGAUAAUAGCGAGAAACGAGCACAAGAAAUAAAGCAAACUUUAACGCAACAAACCGGUGAUCAGGAAGCUGAAUUUCAACAGAUUAUUUCUAGCGUGAAAAAACAUAGCGAGGAUAGCAUAAAAAAAUUAAACGAGGAAAAAGAACAAAUAAAAAUCAACUUAGAAAAACGACUUCAACAUUCGCUGUUGCAACUUACAGGAGAGAAAGAUAACGAGAUAGGCCAAUUGCAGCAAAGGAUAGAUGAAAUGCAACAGCACAUAGAAAAUUUGUGUCAACAGCACGAGGAAGUUCUCCUUAGAGCAGAGAAUGACAAACAGCAAGCACUUCUUAUAGCACAUCACGAUCAGCAAGCAUUAGUGGAAAAGCUUGAAGGCGUUCUUCGUGAAAUGGAGGAAGAAAAGAACAAUGUAGAAAGAGUUAAACGGGAAGCUGCAGCCCGUGCUGAACAAGAACGCAACAAUACAAAUCAGUUACGCGACGAAUUAAGUCGUCUUAAAACAAAACUGGACGAGACUAAACUUAAAGCUGACGAAGAAAAAAUAAAACUGGAAUUAAGAAUCGAAGAACUGUGGAAAGAACGUGAAUCAGCGCAAAGGGAAUUGGAAGAGUUGCAAGUUCAAUUACACAUGACGGAAGAUAGGGUCGAUAGUUUGCAAAAUCAGUUGCACGAAACGAUUAGAAAGCUUAAAGAUGCUGAAAAUCUGAACGAAACGUUACGCAAAGAAUUAGUGGAUAUCAGAAGGCAAUUAGCCGAUUGUACGUACGAAAAAGAAAAGUAUAACAGUAGCAACAAAGAAUUGCGCGAGCACGUGAAACGUAUCGAAAGUGAAAAAAGAGAACAGAGCAGAACGUUGGAAGAAUCGUACCAGAAAAUUGCAGCAUUGGAAGAUAUGAAAAUGAAUAUAGAUGCAGAGAGGUCUCGUCUCCAAGCACAACUUCGUGACAUGGAACGAGAAAUGUUACAACUACAAAAACAACUUCAUUUUACUGAGAACGAAUUGCAAAAGUCUCAUCAGAACAAUGCACAGGCACAAAACGACGAAAAAGAAUUGCAAGCUCGAUUAACAAAUGAGACGGAAGAAAGAGAACGUUUGCAACUACAACUGCAUCAAGUGAAGAAACAGCUGGUAGAUGUGGACAAUAGUUUGAAGGUAACGAGACAAGAAUUGGGAAGAUUACGUUCACGAGCGGACGAAGAGGAUGAACGUUGGAGAUGUAGAGAACAAGAAUUAGUGGCUCGACUCGACGACAGUCGAUGUCGUGAAAGAAAACUGGAGGAUCAAAAACAUAACUUGGAAGUUUGUUUAACCGAUGCUUCUCAACAGAUCCAAGAACUCAAGGCACGUCUUGGAGGAUCUGAAGGGCGAGUUCGAGCUCUAGACGCUCAAUUGUCGCAAUUAGAAAUAGCAAAGAAAGAGGUUGAACAAAAAUUGAGCAGUGUUGGUUCUACUUUACGCCGAAUCGCGGGCAUACAAAUGGAUGGAAGUGUUAAUAUACCAUUUAAAUUGAUGAGUCCAUCGAGAAGAUGGAGCCCAGCAAGAGCUCAAGAUCAUAUAGACUCUAGCAGAGAUGUAAUGCUCGACAUCGACCCUGAAAUUGUUAGGAAAGGUGUGCGGUCCCUCAUGCAGCAAGUAGCUCAAAUUGAACGUGAAAGGGAUGAUUAUAAAACUGAAUUGUGUAACCUGAAGAAGCAACUAACAGAAAAUCAAGAGAUUCAAAAUAAAUCAGAUAUGCAAAUAAACAAUUUAUUAACAAAUAUCAGAAUACUCCAGGAUGAAAAAAAUUCGUUGGAAGUUAAACUCUCUCAAAAACAGAGUGGUUAUGAGAUCCAGUUAAACGCUUUACAACAAAAAACACAGGAAUGUGAGCAAUUACGCGAGAAGGUGGCCAAUCUUGAACAGUUGAUUAGCAGUAGUUCAGAAGAGAAAACACAAUACGAAGAAAAGUUAGAUAAAUUAAAGCAAGCCUUGAACAAAAUAGAAAACGAAAAGCGUAACGCGCAAGAGGAACUUAGUAGAAGCGAGUCCCGUGCUACAAAAUUAGAAUUACAAAGAAUGUCACUGGAAGGGGAUCUUCAGAGGUUACAAAUGAUGUUCCAAGAAAAAGAUGCAAAUAUUCAUAAAUUACAAGAACGAAAUGAUAUGCAAAAUCGAGCGAUGGCAAGUUUGGAAGAACGUUGUGCUUCCUUGAAAUCUACAGUGGAACAACUGCAUCUUGUCCUAGAGAAGGCAUCUAAUACCGAAAGCGAAUUAAAAAAUGAAAUUAAUUCGUUGCAGCACAACAUCAUGGAAUUAACAAGUACUUUACAGACUUCUAACGACAAGAACAAACAGUUACAAAAACAACUUUCGAAUGCUGAGAAUGAACGCAGAAUUUUAUCGGAACGCGUCGAAUCAUUGCAGCAAUCUUUGAGCGACCUAAAGCAUACGAAUCAAACGUUGACGGAUCAGAUUACUCGUCUACAAAAUGAAUUAGCAAAUAACGAAGUACAACGAUGUGCCUUAGAAUCUCAAUUGAGAAUAAUUGCUUAUCCACAAGAAGAAAGUACGAACAAAGACGAAGAACUAUUACGUCAGCUCCAAACAGUGCAGAGAGAGAGGAGCGAAAUGAGAGGAAAAUUGGAAGCCCUUAAUGAUAAAGUAAAAUUGUUAGAGGCCGAUAAACGUAACUUAGAACGCCAGUUAUCGUUACUUAAAUCGACUAAUCGUAGUAAAAGCUAUGAACGUCCUGAGAAAGCGCACGUGGAAUUGUUAGGCACGAGUUUCGAUACAGAUCACUACGAACAAGAAAACAGAGAAUUGAGAUUAAAAGUUCGUAGAUUAGAAACACAACUAGCUGAAAAGGAAGCUGAGCUGAUAAGAGUGAAAUCAAGUUACAGUCAUACACAUUCGAUAUAUGAUUUCUCGAGGGAUAGAACGGGAGAAAUAGAAAGACUUAGGGCGGCACAAUUGCAAGCGGAAAAAUUGUUAGAGGCAAGAGAACAAAGUCAUCGUCAACAGGUGUUACGUUUAGAAAAUCAGAUACAAAUGCUACGCGAACAGCUUAAUCAAGAAAUAAAACGUCGACAAUUAUACGUAUUGCGAAGUUCAAGAGCUGGCAGAGAAAUGCAACAACUAAGACAAGCCCUGGGCGAUUCUUUGAGAACGGUAGCGCAAGAUCCGUCAUUAGAUGCAGUAUUACUAGAACACGAAGCUCGAAAAUUAGAUUCUACUCUGACAAGUACUACCAGUUUACCACCAUCGUUAGCUUUACCUCCUCCUUCACCAUCUUACGAUAGAUCUUCCACACCGGCACAGCUCAAAUAA